Messenger RNA from Tribolium madens (black flour beetle), 544 nucleotides. It is a transcript of the gene l(3)neo43, whose product is annotated as cytochrome c oxidase assembly protein COX16 homolog, mitochondrial. Gene Ontology annotation, cellular component: mitochondrial inner membrane. The record is from RefSeq and is a predicted model, not a curated record. NCBI's taxonomy places the organism in Eukaryota, Metazoa, Arthropoda, Insecta, Coleoptera, Tenebrionidae. The transcript has a single exon. Bases 214 to 516 code for a protein of 100 amino acids. Gene Ontology annotation, biological process: mitochondrial respiratory chain complex IV assembly.
CUUUUCAAGCCACGUUGACAAGUGACAAUUGACAGAACACAGUGGCGGCUCGUCUCGAUUUAAAUUAAGAAAUAAAUUAAAAAACUGACUUGUGCCCCCUGACGAGUUGUAAAGUUAACCACAGUCGGCUACUAUUCCAUUGGGGUACUAUCUCUAUCAGGUUUUUACCACCAAUUCUUGUUUUUUUCAUUGAUGUGUUGACAUAACCUCAAAAUGUUGGAUAACGUGGGGGCUAAAAUCAGCCAGUUUUUAAAUCGGCGUUCAGUGAGAUACGGUCUGCCGUUCCUACUUGUCGUUCUGGGGGGCUCGUUUGGGCUUCGCGAAUUUGCGCAAUUGAGAUAUCAAUUUUCGAGAGUCUCGAGUGUGAAGCCUGAGGAAAUGAAGAAGUUGGGGGUGGAAAUGAAGAAACCGGGGGAGGUCACACUGGAGUCGGAAUACGAGAAGAUUAAGAAGAUUGAUAUUGAUAAUUGGGAGCAGGUUCGGGGGCCCCGGCCGUGGGAAGAGAGCACACAAUAAUUAAUUGUAAAUAAAAUUUUCAAGUCUU